This is a messenger RNA of Strigops habroptila (Kakapo), 1131 nucleotides long. RefSeq names its product actin-85C-like. The record is from RefSeq and is a predicted model, not a curated record. The transcript has a single exon. NCBI's taxonomy places the organism in Eukaryota, Metazoa, Chordata, Aves, Psittaciformes, Psittacidae. The coding region runs from base 13 to 1131 and encodes 372 amino acids.
UCUGACUCUGUGAUGGCAAGGAGCCGUGUGGUGAUUUUUGACAUAGGGUCUGGGCAGUGUAAGGCUGGUCUGUCAGGGGAACAGGUUCCCCGUUCGGUUAUUUCCACUGUUGUGGGAUACCCCAAAUUCAAACCUGUCAUGUUUGGAGCGAGUCAUAAAGACUGCUAUAUUGGGGAGGAAGCCCAGUUCAAAAGGGGCAUUUUGUCUUUUACUUACCCAAUGGAAAAUGGGUUAGUUACAUCCUGGGAUGACAUGGAGAAGAUUUGGAGGCACCUGUACAAACAAGAACUCAAACUGAAACCGAGCGAGAUGCCAGUGCUGCUGACCGAGGCCCCUCUCAACCCUUUGUCCCAUCGAGAAAAGAUGGCUGAGAUGAUGUUCGAGAGCUUCCAGGUACCUGCCCUGUUCGUGACCCUGUCGGCACUGAUGGCCCUGUACGCCUCUGCCCGCACCACGGGACUGGUGCUGGGCAGUGGCGAUGGCGUCACCGUCACCGUCCCUGUCUACGAAGGCCGUUACCUGCUCCAUAGCAUCACCAGGCUGGAUUUUGCAGGCAGAGAUGUAACCAAAUACCUCACAAGGCUCCUCUUGGAGACCGGGAACUCCUUCGUAAGCUCAGCAGAGAGAGAGAUUGUCAGGGAUAUUAAGGAGAAACUGUGUUAUGUUGCUUUAGAUCCCAGCCAAAAGAUGCAUGCGGAGCCUGCAAAACUCCUGCGCAAGUACGUUCUCCCUGACGGAAGGGCUGUCGAGGCAGGAGACCAGCUAUUCCGAGCUCCUGAAGCGCUUUUCGUGCCUGCAGAGGCAGAAAUCACAGGGCCAGGGGUGGGGAUGAUGGUCCUCCAGAGCUUCUCCAAGUGCCACAGGGAUAUCCAGGCCAGCAUCCUGAGGAACGUGCUGUUAUCAGGCGGAUCGACUCUUUUCCGAGGCUUCAAGGAGAGGCUCCGGAAGGAGCUCCAGGCAGGAGUUCCCAACACAGCUCGUGUCAAGAUCAUUUCACCACAAGAUCGGGUGUACUCCGUGUGGGUCGGUGCUUCCAUCCUUGCCAGCUUAAGAGCAUUUAGGAACAUGUGGGUUACCAGGGAAGACUAUUACGAGGUUGGACCAACAGUACUCCAGAGAAAAUGCUUCUGA